GCCCGCCUCAGACAUCAAUCGCAGGGUGUGUGUCUUCCUGGGACACAGUGGAGGUCUCGCCUCUGGUUUGCGGAGCGGUCGGGUGUGUUCUCCGCUCGCCCCCACGCCCUCGAGGACCCCGCCGCCCGACCCAACGGCGGAGCCAGCCAGUGGCUCCCGCGGCGCCCUCCCGCACCGGAUCGCUCCUCGCGGGGGCGGGACCUAGCUCGACAGCUCCGGUCACUAUGAGUGAAACAUCUUUCAACCUAAUAUCAGAAAAAUGUGACAUUCUAUCAAUUCUUCGAGAUCAUCCUGAAAACAGGAUUUACCAGAGGAAAAUCCAGGAACUUAGCAAAAGGUUCACCGCCAUCCGCAAGACCAAGGGGGAUGGGAACUGCUUCUACCGGGCCCUGGGCUAUUCCUACCUGGAAUCUCUGCUGGGGAAGAACAGAGAGAUCCUCAAGUUCAAAGAGCGUGUGCUGCAGACACCGAACGACCUGCUGGCUGCCGGCUUCGAGGAGCACAAGUUCCGAAACUUCUUUAAUGCCUUCUACAGCGUGGUGGAACUGGUGGAGAGGGAUGGCUCGGUGUCCAGCCUGCUGAAGGUUUUCAACGACCAGAGCUCCUCGGACCAGAUCGUGCAGUUCCUGCGCCUGCUCGCCUCGGCCUUCAUCAGGAGCCGUGCCGACUUCUUCCGACACUUCGUCGACGAGGAGAUGGACAUCAAAGACUUCUGCACUCAUGAGGUGGAGCCCAUGGCCAUGGAGUGUGACCACAUUCAGAUCACAGCCCUGUCUCAGGCACUGAACAUCGCCCUGCAGGUGGAGUACGUGGACGAGAUGGACACGGCCCUGAACCACCAUGUGUUCCCCGAGGCUGCCACCCCUGCCGUUUACCUGCUCUAUAAAACAUCGCACUACAACAUCCUUUACGCAGCUGAUAAACAUUGAUUAAUUUUAGGCCAUGCAGUAGAACCUGUCACCCAACGGGACUGCAUUCUGAAUGGAACAUCCCGGCUUUUCAAUUUUUUAAGCGAUUUAGACUGUAGUUAGAAAACAGAAAAUGGAUAUAGCCUUUUGGGCAGUCACUGGGAAUGAGGCCUACCUGUUAUGGAGUGUGGUAACUUGGCAAUAUUUUUAGUAUUUAUUUUUAUGGAGGAUCGAAUGCUUUCCAACUCAUGACUUGGAGGCCAGGACCUCCAGCUCUCCCCGCAGUUCCCUGAGACCUUGGGGGGGCCAUCUUCCCUCUCUGGACCCAUUUCUUCAUCUGGAUGAGGUCGCUGCCAGUGUUGACAUUCUAUUGUGUAAAAACACUUUCUUUUCACCAGAGGCAGUGCCUCUCUGUAGGCAAGGAAAAGCUCAAGGCCAACUGUCUUAAGUGACUUACUCGUUUUAUUAAAAAAAAAAAAAUUCAAGUCCAAUCAGCCGUUGGGCUGGACUUUGGUGGGCGGCUGACUGAAGCGUCGGCCAGUGGAGGCCGACCUGAAUGUGAGUGCUUCGGUGAGGUUUUCUUACCCAACUUCAAGAGCAAAAAGAGACUUUGAUGCCGAAGUCUAGAAAGGGGCCUCCGCAUGAAGCUGCACGCUGGGCCCCGUCUCCCUCAGGGCCAGGACUGCCCACCAGCCCCACCCGCACAGAGGCUGGAGAAAGGCUCCGGGAUCAGAAGCUGCCUCGUCAUCCCCAGCACGUCUUACAAGUAGAAUCUAGAACCUCAGGUGGAGGGGCUGGCACACGUAGCCGUAGACUCCAGCUGAGCGGAGCAGACUCAGUUGUGCAAGGCUGUCUUCGUCUUCUUUCCCCUUCCCCGCUUCUGCUCGGUUUGUGGCUGGUGACAGGUGAGGCAGGAAAGGACAGAGGCAAGCUGAGGAAGUUGGCGAUGGGGGAGACAUCCAUGGUGGAAACUGCCUGGGCGCCAAGAGCCCUGGCUGGCAGUCGCCUCAUCCAUCCAGCUGGACAUGCCCCGUCAUACUCUCAUCUCGCUGCCCCAGGACCUCGGAGAGCCCUGGCUGGGCGGGGGCACUGCUAGCGAGGCUCGCUGUGGGAGGAAAUGCAGGGGUGUGGAUGCCCUGUGGGGUCCUUCCGCAAUCACAGGCCUUCUACUCACAGGUUCCGUUCUGCAGAGACUUAGACUCUCAGGGCUGCAGUGUGCGGCUGCCGACGGCCAGACCAUACACAAGGAGACCUGGGCGGCCUCUUCUCGGCAGACCGCUCCAAGUCCUGGCACACAGACGUCGGAUCUGUGUCAGUCGUCUGCCUCUGUGAGCACAGAUGUCAGGGUGCUUUAAUUCCAGGCAGGGACCCAGCUUCCCAUCAUUCUCUCAGCUAGAAUUUGUACCCAAGGGCUCAAGCUAAGUGAUUAUGUCACUUUUCCACAGAAUCUGACCCUAAUCUGAGUUGGUUCAGUGACCCGCCUUCUCUGGGUAGGAGUGCCGAGGUCUGUGACAGUACCCUGGAAGAGGGGGGGUAGCGGGGCACGUUACAUGAUUUCUGAGCAUCAGGAUCCCUGUUUCCAAACUGAAUGCCCUUGGCCGCUCUGAGCGGUGUGGGAUGGGUCCUGGGUGCCCAGCCAGGCUCUCAAGCACAGCAUAAGUGGCACUGGCUGCCACUUCUCUGCAUCUGUGGCUUGUGCAGCAUUCACAAAGCAGAGCCUUCUCUUUGGCAGACUGGCUGGAGAAAUCCCAAGCCUUCCCUAUGCUGUGCUUCCAGGCCUAGGGGCCCGCCGUGGCCCAGCUGCAACCCUCUUCCCAGGAGAGAGCCUCUCACUUUAGUCAAUGCCCAGGAAAGGCGGGCCACACUAUUUCCACGCUCGCACCCUCUGCUUUACCGUUUCCCAAAACCACUGGCCAAAUCCAAACCACUGCUCUCUUCCCUCAGAUCUUUCCUCCAAGGGAAAGCGCUAUGGAGAAGCAGCCAUGGCAGAGUUCAGGGAGACUAAGAUGCUGCUCCUGGAUGUGGACGGGGUUACGUCUCAGACUCAUCCUAAGGUGGAAAUAUCCUUUGGAAAAUGUGUCAAUACACCUAACCUACCAAACCUCAGAGCUCAGCCUAGCCUGCCUUAAACAUGCUCAGAACACGAACAUGAGCCUACAGCUGGGCAAUGACCUUGAGUUUCAUCUGAAGAGUCACCUUCCUCUUCUCACCAGAAGCAGGAGACACAGAUGGGUGUUUCGUAAUCACGGUGAGAUGAGAAAACAAAAUACAAUAUCCAAAAAAACGCUGCUGACAGUACACUGUCGCAAACCGGCAGUUUACCCCAGUGAACUCCCGGCUGGCCUGGAGCUGCAGCUCUGCCGCUGACCAGCAUCGCAAGUCACCUCAUCGCGUGUCACUAGCCCGGGAUAAGAUCAAAAUUCGAACUAUGAUUUCUACUGAAUGCGUCUAUCACUUUUGCACAACUGUAAAAUCAAAAAAAGUUAUUAAGUCAGAGGCAGUCUGUAACUUCAAAUCUAGUCAUCCAUGACAGUGACCUUGCUUGUCAACAGCAGCUGGUCACUCCAGCAAUCCACUUCAUGGAUAAUUCUCUACCCCACCCCAUGAAGCCAUCUCCUUGUAAAGUUCCUUUGAGAGUUGCUCUUUUAACUGUACAUUUCUUUUCAAAACUUUUUAAAUCAAUGGGAAUAUUUAACAACAAAAAGUACAAACUGUCCUUGCUUUUGACUAGGUUCCUAUUUUAAGCACAAAGGGACUCUGGAGCCAGCCUGAGUUUGAAUCUCAACUUUGUUACUACUUACUGUGUGACCUUGGCCAAGACACUUUACCUCUCCGAGCUCCAACUCCCACAUUAGUGAAAUGGAGACGGUGCCCACAUGUCACAGGAUUGUCGGUUAAAGUGCAACGAGACCGAGUGUGAAAGCUGGAGCGGACACGUGGCAUUCUACAGCGGGUGCGCCCCAGCCCGGCCCUCCCGAGGGGAGCAGCAGGGCACUCACGAUGGGGAAACAUGCCACUGGGGCUUCCCACACAGUGGUCUAAGAACCAAAGACGUUCCCACACUGAGCAGGAUGGGGGCGGGGCUGUGGCUCAGGGAGUGGCUGUCCAGGGGCCCCAGGUCCUGUGGGAUAUGGGCCAGGCCCUACAGCUUCCCUGGGCAGUUGGUGAAAACCUUUCCUAGCAUUAAAAUGGAUUCUGUAACAA
Messenger RNA from Pteropus alecto (black flying fox), 4112 nucleotides. It is a transcript of the gene OTUB2, whose product is annotated as OTU deubiquitinase, ubiquitin aldehyde binding 2. The coding region runs from base 225 to 929 and encodes 234 amino acids. Gene Ontology annotation, cellular component: nucleus. NCBI's taxonomy places the organism in Eukaryota, Metazoa, Chordata, Mammalia, Chiroptera, Pteropodidae. The record is from RefSeq and is a predicted model, not a curated record. Gene Ontology annotation, biological process: negative regulation of double-strand break repair; protein K48-linked deubiquitination. The transcript has 6 exons. Gene Ontology annotation, molecular function: cysteine-type deubiquitinase activity; ubiquitin binding.